AUGAACAAAUCUUAUUGUUUCAAUUUGUUUCUGUGCGGGACUCUAUUGGCUUCAUUUUUCAAUAUGUUAUGCGAUUCUGUUGCUGAUCCUACGGAUGGUUUCACCCCUGUAAGACUAACAGAAGAUAACUUUAACUUACAGAGACCAUAUGAUGUUCCAUUGAGAAAACGAUACAGUUUCAAAAAUGGUGUAAGGCGAUUAUGGGUCUACGCUCAUGACAAAUCUCAUGCCCCUGAGAGUCAUACAAAGCCACGCACAGAAGUUCGCAUUAAAGGUCUUGACUAUUCAUCUGGAGUAUGGCAAUUUGAGGGCAAUGCGUAUGUACCAAAUGGAACAACUGGUGUGACUAUAUUUCAAAUCUUUGGUGCGCCCAAGCAUACUCACGCUACAACUAUGAUGCUGAGGAUUCAUGAUGGGAACAUGAGAUAUUACAGUAGAGACAUGGUUUCUCCGGACAUUUACGAUCGAUGGUUCAAAGUUAACGUGAUCCACGACGUGGAUCGAGGAGAAAUCUAUGUGUUCAUCGAUGGUGUUCAGAAGUACCAAACCAAGGGUAGAGGGCCUGGCAAGUUCUACUUCAAGUGUGGUGUUUAUGCUCAAAAGAAUAUGAGCAACUACAUGGAGUCGAGAUGGAGAGACAUCAAAAUAUACAACAAGUACUGA
Tripterygium wilfordii is the source of this 663-nucleotide messenger RNA. Its product is annotated as citrate-binding protein-like. The record is from RefSeq and is a predicted model, not a curated record. Bases 1 to 663 code for a protein of 220 amino acids. Lineage: Eukaryota; Viridiplantae; Streptophyta; Magnoliopsida; Celastrales; Celastraceae. The transcript has 2 exons.